Messenger RNA from Knipowitschia caucasica, 849 nucleotides. The record is from the annotation of a GenBank genome assembly. NCBI's taxonomy places the organism in Eukaryota, Metazoa, Chordata, Actinopteri, Gobiiformes, Gobiidae.
AUGCCUGGCAGCUCUGCCAAGUUUCCUCUUUCUGGGAGGAUCUCUCACUACUCCUCUUCUUCUCUCCUCCCUCGUCCUUCUGCUCCUCCUCCUUCUGCUCCUCCUCCUCCUGCUAACCCUUCCUCUGCUCCUCCUGCUUCGCGCCCCUCUGCUCCUCCUCCUAGGCCUUCCUCUGCUCUCCCUGCUCCUCCUGCUAAGCCUUCCUCUGCUCCUCCUGGUCCUCCUGCCAAGCGCUCUAAGCUUUCCUCUGCCUCUAUUCGUAAGCAACGAAAGCUUACCUCUGUUCCUCUCGCUUGGCGCUCCUCUGCUCCUCCUGCUUGGCGCUUCUCUGCUCCUCCUACUUGGCGCCUGGCUGCUGCUCCUGCUAAGUCUUCCUCUGCUCCUCCUGCUCCCCGCCCCUCUGCUCCUCCUGCUGCCCGCCCCUCUGCUCCUCCUGCUCCCCGCUCUUCUGCUCCUCCUCCUCCCAGGCCUCUCCAUCUCCUUCCUCCCCCUGUGUCUCCCCCUCUCUUUCGUAAGCGCAAACGAAAGUCUUCUCCUCCUCCUCCUGCUCCUCCUCACGCUGCUAGCCUCUUCCGCGUUAACCCAGCCCCUGUUGUCCCGCAGCCGGAGCCUGCCCCGCUGUUCCCUGGACCUGUCCCGGACUGGGUGGUGCAGAUGGAGGCGUACCUGAAGGAGCGGGAGCUGCCCUGGAAGGAGCAGAGAAGGUCAUGUGUCUUUGCUGUUCUGGGAAACAAGAGAGUGGAGGAGGAGGAGGUGGAGGAGGUGGAGAAGGACGAGGAGGAGGAGGUGGAGGAGGAGGAGAUGGAGGAGGAGUUGGAGAAGGAGGGUAGAGAAAGAGGAGGAGGAUGA